AGAACACCCCUGCAUUUCGGUUGAUGAGGUUAAGCGUCGGUGUGGGCGAUGAGUCGGGUGGGCAAUGCCGGGCUGCCAUAACUCUAUUGGCACUGGCGCGGACCAAGAAGAUCAGGCUGGGCUGGCAUCCCCAUUCGACGAGGCAUCUGCUGUCAUGUGCGGGGAGACCGCUGCAGCUGAAGGGUAAACCUAGUUGCCCAUUGGGAAUUCGGCCCGCGCUGCAGCUUCAUCCUCGAUCCGAGACUUUCGCGCUGCGGCCCACCUGGUUACCCUGCAAGGUAUUCCGCUCGAUAUUGCAGCCUCCUGCAGCCACCAGCAUCGCGCGGUGGAGUGCGUCAGCUAAUGACCAGCUAGUGACCUGCUAGGAAGAGCCUGGCGAUGCAUCCGCGUACCCUUGGUCGUAGCUGUACAUCCAAUCCCGAACGUAUGGUCUCAGGUGUCAUUCGAAGCACGCUUCUGCUUCACCCUUCAGGACCCUGGGUGAAACUCAGGAAAUUACGC
Messenger RNA from Baudoinia panamericana UAMH 10762, 501 nucleotides. RefSeq lists its product as uncharacterized. The transcript has a single exon. NCBI's taxonomy places the organism in Eukaryota, Fungi, Ascomycota, Dothideomycetes, Mycosphaerellales, Teratosphaeriaceae. The record is from RefSeq and is a predicted model, not a curated record. Bases 24 to 365 code for a protein of 113 amino acids.